Molecule: messenger RNA, 595 nt
Organism: Lagenorhynchus albirostris (white-beaked dolphin)
Lineage: Eukaryota; Metazoa; Chordata; Mammalia; Artiodactyla; Delphinidae
Gene: AARD
Product: alanine and arginine rich domain containing protein
Exons: 2
Coding region: 1-468 (155 amino acids)
Source: RefSeq, a predicted model, not a curated record
AUGUCCCUGGGGGACUCCAGCCGCCGCAGAGAGGGAACUUCCCGGGGGCCCCACGGCAUCCUAGUUGGCGCCGGGCUCAGGCCCUCAACCCUGCCUUCCUCACGAGGCUUUCCCGGAGGCGGCGAGAGCGUGGCCGGCCCGGAGGAGGCCCCAGCCGCCAGCCCGCUGCUAGAAGACCUCAGGCGGCGGCUGGCGAGCGCCUUCCAGCGGGCGGCGCCGCGCGGCGUCUCGAGGCGCUCGCGGGAGGAGGCGGCGGCGGAGGCGGCGCGGGAGGAGCGGAGCCGGGCGCGCGUCGAGAGCGCCCUGGCCGGGCUGCGCGCCGAGCUGCUGGAAAUGCAUUUCCAGAAUUGCCAGCUGGCCAGAACUCUGCUGGAUUUAAACAUGAAAAUGCAGCAAUUGAAAAAGUAUGAACUGGAAAUUGCAUCAGAAUUGCAAAGCUCGGAAGAUAAUGUCGUGAAUAUGGAAUGAGGAAACGCACAGAAGAAGAUCUGAACCCUAAAAAUAACAUAGACAGCUCUGAAACAAUUCUGACAGUAACAUUAUGGAUGCUUUGUGUAAGACUUUAGGGGCAAUUUUUAGGCCAAAAGCUUUGACG